AUGCAAUCACUGCGAAGAGCGUCAGGCGCGUGCGCGGUGGCGUUGCUCGCGCUGCUCCUCUGCGACGCCCUUGUCCCGUCUCCUUAUUAUACGGUGACGGCGGCAACGGAAGAAGUUGAGGAGCGUGCAUUGGACCCCGCCGCUUUCUCGAACCUUGUCCAACUUACAGAAGCCGUACUGGCCCCUGUGUGGGGCACUGGAGGGUACGCCUACGCUAUGGACGGGUUCGACGCCAAUCGCACACGCUCGCUGCGCCCUGUGUGCAUCCACACCCGCACCUCGCCGAGCCUGGUGACGGCACCCUUCACCUUCGCCAUGUUCGACCGGCAGUUCAGUCCACUGUACGGCGUCACUGCAGACAACACUGCAGCGAGCGUGCGCGGCCAACUCGACCUGCAGCGCCGCUGCUACGUUUCCCUCGCAGCCGCAGCGUCGAUCCCGUUGACGUCGCCCACAAGGACGGACACCGAGGCGUGCAUCGCCGGUUUUGUGUCGCAGGCUGCUCAAUGCGCCUUGGGCAGCGAGGACGCGUUGGACCUGAACUGGACCGCGGACGCGCUCACCUCAGAAGCGUCAGCGACAGCGGAACCCGCGCAGACCACUGCGUCGCUCCCGGCGAGCGGGUUGAGUGCAUCGGAGCUGUUCGCCACAUUUCUCAACGACUACCUUCCCCAGCGAGCGUGGCUGCGCACUGUCGUCCCCCGCAGCCUCGACGUUCUCCACACCGCCAUGCAAGCCGCUCGUGUUUUUCACACCAGCGCUGCGGCUCUCACCGAGGCUGACGAAGUUUCAGACAUGCAGAGAGCCAUUGCAUCGGAGUGGAAUACCUAUCUGUGGAACACCUACGGACCUCAGUUGCGGCGCAAGUGGAACCUGUUCUAUCGGUUCGCGGUGGCGACGCUGACAAGAGGUGGCAUCGCACCCUCCCUCAAGGUGAAUGCCUCCGUGAAUGUGUCCGGGUAUUCCAUCACCGGUGUCGCGGGGCCUGUGCGGGUGACGUCAUGCCCCUUGGUGGAUGCAUGGCUGCCGCUGCGCUACAGUCCAGACGACUUGAGCGUGACCCGACUUGCACACUUCAUGGAAGCUGCCCUAAACGGUCUGGCGGAGUCUCUUGCAGCCAUACAUCGCAGCUCCAGCAGCGGCGGCAACGUCGCGCAGACAGACGAUCUUCUUUUCCAUCUCAUCCACAGUGCGUACUGCGUCACCACGACAAACCUCUUCUCCCUUACCGCCCUCCUCGACCGAGCCUUCCUGCAAGUCGUGUCCUCGGCUUGGCUGGACGUGGCAGACCGAUCCGAUUCAUGGGCGUGGCAGACGAUGAGGACCGCCUCCGUCACAGAGGCGAUGAACAGCGCGUCCGCUUUUCAGAGCUCGACCUCCGCCCAGGUGCGCGCGUUGUCCAGCUCCCUAUCAACCUCUCUUGAAAAGUCGUUUGUGAGGUGUCUCGCGUCUUUCCUUGAUCCGACGACCCCGCUCACGUCGACCACGGUGGUUUCCCCAUCCGACUGCGUGCGGCAGUUCCUGGAGACGCGCGAUGCGUCGGUCAGCCUUUCCGAGAACUUCACUGUGCUGUUCGAGCUCGAUCAGCUGUCUGCCGUGUCGUCGGCUGGUAGUGUUCCUGGCAUGACCCGAUACGAGUCCGUCGUGGCGCUGCCUGUCGUGGGCGGGGCUGUUCGCGAGUCCCUUCAGUGGUUUGCGGUGCAAGAAAGCGCGCUCGCUCUCACCGCACAGACCUCCCUCUUUACGCCCGCUCCCUCCUCGGCUCCCCUCAGCGACUCGUGCACAAGCGGGACACAGAGCCCUGUCUCGGGAAGAGGGGGGGACUGGAUCUACGAUUGCCCGGCAGGCACCUACGUCCUGGAAGAAGAUGCGGCGUGUGCUACGUGCCCCUCCGCGUGCGCUGCACUCCGGUCUGCCUUCGCCAGGGCGGCGGUCCCGGUGUACUGCCCAGGAGAUGGCCUCCUGCACGGCUGCCCUCCUCGGCCAGUCGAUGCUGUCUACGCGGGUAGUACCGACGAAGGCCAGACAGGACCCUACGCUAUCUGCCGCUACGCGUGUGCAAACGUCUACACCGCGCCCAUGAACUACAGCUGCCUGUCAGUCAGCGGCACGUACUACAACACCGCCGCGACGGGAAACGUGGAUGUGUACAACGGAGGCGGGCUCUCACCGUGUAGGGAGCCGACCUCCCUAUUUCCCGCCGCGGCGCCUGUGCGUUCGCAGACACGCUUGUACGCCUUCGUGGGCAGCGGGACGACCAACGCACCCCUCACGUGUCCUUUUACGCUGCUGCACCGCGCGACGUCCUCCGCUGUCACGCUGAAAGCGUUGGUGGCGGCAGGCCUUGCGCCGCCGCGGCCCUUCUUUCACCUCGAUGCACCCGUUGCCGCCGCCGCCUCCACGCUCUCUCCCUUGCUCUCCCGCAGUGGUGUGACGUGGGAGGUGGAAGUGCAGCUCAACGCAACGCAGAUGUACGCUAUGCACGCCGCACUGCGUCCGUCCCUGAAGGAGCAGACGGGCAACGGCCCCGCCACUCCAACAUCUACCGUUGCACAUGAGCUGGUCGCCUGGCAGAGGAUCUCGUCGGACGACAGCAGUGCAGGCGACGCCGAACGCGUCUUGGCGUGGUAUCUCGUGUCCACCUUUGCUCAGACAAGCGAUGGCGACAACGCCACGGUAAGUCUGCAAUUCCUGCUCAACCUCUCGGUCGCCACUCCGCCAACAGCGGCAGCACCAGCAGCAUCUUCGGUGAGCACAGUCGACUUCACCACAGCCUCUUCCUCCACUACUACUUCCACUACUUCUGUGCCUUCGUCUCUCGUCGUUUUGAGCUCGGCGUGGUUGUGGUCUCCGUCAUCGAGCAACACAGCCACUGCACCCUUGAGCACGUCGACCUAUCGAGCUGUGCUGAACCGUGCGACAAACACCAUCGCGUUUUACGUGGAUGGCAGCAGUACCCCGCUGGGGGCCACAUCUGUGACGGUGGACUGGCCUCUAUGGGCACCAGCAGCACCCACCACAACAAUGAUGACACCAGAAGCCACCACGACAAACAUGGGCACCAACUCAGCUGCAGCGUCGACAGACGCAUCUUUCUUUCUCUCCGUGGGCGGGUGGGUUGCGGGCUACGCGGAAUCGCGCCAGUGGAUUCUCGUCACGCCCUCGACCACGGCCUCUGCGUCUCAUGCAGCCUCAGGCAGCGUUACCCUGCCUCUCUAUUACGACUAUCUACCAGGGAUGGUGACGCGUGUCUUGUCCGCUGCCUCCCUCAUCCACCCUCUCCAAGACACACUACAAUCCGCCGAGAACUCCUGGCACGCACAGGCAUCCGCACGGGCCGCCGCACAAGCUGAACAGGUGGCGCAGCUCACCUCGCUGCUGGACCUGGCCCAUUACGUUUCCAUCGCGCCCGCCGUCGCGUCAAGCGUCAGCAGCACCCUCCACGCCUUGGCGUUGCGGACUACAAAAGGGUUGGAUGGUGUGUGCCGCCCGGAUUACGGUGUUCUGCCGACGUCUCGCUCUGAUGCAGUGUGCGAGGUGUGCAUGAAGGGCGCUUACACGGUGAUGGACAUCGCGACCACGGCAGGAAGUAACAGGUGUACCUGCGUCCCUCAGCGAGUGUGGACAGUCGAAACAGACGCCGCCACCAAUCAGCCAAUCAGCGUCUGUCGAGUGCGAAGGGCUGGUCCUGCCAUGCCGCAGGGCAGCUUGACAGCGGCGGGCACUCUCUAUGUGGACGGUGAUGUGGUCGACCGAGCAAGCGCGACCACGGCGCGUAUUCCACUCGGCUGGUACGCCGCGGCAGCCGUGGCGAGCGCGGAUUCAACUCUGACAACGUCGUUGAGUACCUCCGUACUGUGCACCCUCGGCCUCACCAGCCCCACCACGACAACAAACUACUCCGCCGAAGCGCACUUCAACACUUCAGUGAUGCUGCGAUACACAACGGGACUUGGAGGAGAGACGUGUGAGGCACGAGCAGCAGCUUUUGGUGGCGGUGCCUCUUCCGCUGCUGUGUCAUCACCGUCGUUCGUUGUGGAUUCCACGUCCGGCAUUACAAAGCCCACUUACACCGACCUUCGACUCUACAGCACGCGUCUGCAGGCCCCUGCGCUAACGGGCGCAGACAUCACGCUCAAGAACAACUCAGCGCUCUUCACCGAUCAGACGGUGUUUGCAAUUGGCGUGCACGACUACGCACUUCUCUCCUUCUACGCAGUGCACUCGAUUUUGAAGAUGGCGCAGAUGACAGAGUAUCAGCUGGCGUUCCUCGCAUACGUCCUGCGCAGCGCCACCGUGUCCUCAAAGCUGGAUUGUGACGGAGAUCAGCGGAAGGGCAGCGCAGCGCGUGAUUUCACGUGGGUAAGCGGAUCGGCGCUAAACACCUCUGUGCUCUGGCUAAACCUCACAGAAACGAUUACGCGCGACUGCGUUGUGACGCUUCGCGUAACCAGCACAGCGACAGCCGCCAGCGAGUCCACCGUGCCCUUUCCUUCAUGGCCUCAUUCGUACCUGCGUGUCCCGCCCAGCAUACCGCCGUCGUCUUUCUUUGAAAGUUCCCCUACGCUCGUGUAUGUCGUGCGAGCCCCCUCGGCAGCGUUCACCGCGACAGAGAAACACAACGUACUGGGUGAGCUGAGCAGUUUUCUCAUGGCGGGGUGCAUCGUCCUGCUCUCUCUCGCGUUGGGCGUCCUCCGUGCGAUCAGCGAGUUCGCCCCUUCACUCGAGUUGCUCCCGUGGAGGCGCUAUGAACGGGAGAUGGAGAAACUGGUGACGGGCGAGGAAGACAACUAG
Leptomonas pyrrhocoris is the source of this 4794-nucleotide messenger RNA. RefSeq lists its product as hypothetical. The transcript has a single exon. Bases 1 to 4794 code for a protein of 1597 amino acids. The record is from RefSeq and is a predicted model, not a curated record. NCBI's taxonomy places the organism in Eukaryota, Euglenozoa, Kinetoplastea, Trypanosomatida, Trypanosomatidae.